AAGAUCGGAUGCAUUGCGAGCACCUGCCCGGUCGCGAGAAUUGUUUAUAAUCUCUGAGUCAGAGGCUGAUCCCAUCCUCAGCAACUUCAAGCUCCUCAAACCUCCUCCGGCUCCCAACAAUCCACAGCUAUGCGCCUCAGCUGGAUCGCCUCUGCCCUCGUGGCCUCGACCGCCGUCAUGGCCGCCCCGGCCGUCGAUGAGACCAGGAUCGCUGCUCGCGCCACAUCCGGUAUCAACGACUACAACUGCCAACCUCAGCCUGGCAAGAACCCCGUCAUCUUCCUCCACGGUCUCGGGGCCCCGUCGGGAAUCAACUGGUUCACAAAGGCCCCAAUCGUCGCUGCCAACGGCUACUGCGUCUUCACCCCGCAGUACGGGUCGGUGAACCAGAUCUGGUUCGGCUUCGCGUCGAUGCGCGACAGCUCCAAGGAGGUGGCCGGCAUUGUGCAAAAGGUCCUCCAGUCCACUGGUGCCAAGAAGGUCAACAUCGUCGGUCACUCGAUGGGCACGACUGUCGGCUCGUACUACAUCAAGUUUGAUGGCGGCAAGGACUUUGUCGAGCACUUUGUCGGCUUUGGCGCCAACUACAAGGGCACGUCGCUGUACGGCCUUGACUGGCUCGUCCACACUAUCCCAGGCGUCACUCCCGCCGUCCGGGCCGUCUGCAAGUCCUGCGUCGAGUUCCUCCCCCCCUCGGCGUUCCUCGAUGACCUCAACCGUGGAGGUGUCUCAGUCCCCGGUGUCGACUACACCACCAUCUCGUCCAAGCUUGACGAGUUUGUCCUUCCCUACACCAGCGGCCAGCUCACAGGCGAGCCCGGAGUUACCAACAUUGUCAUUCAGACGCAGUGUGGCUGGAUUCCUGACCUUGCUGGUCACCUCGCCCAGGCUGUUGACCCCAAUGUCACUGCCUGGAUCCUCUGGGCUCUGGGCGGCAAGAAGGGUCCCAUCCCCGGCUGUGUCCCCAAUCUCCUCAUCUCCAAGCGCGAGGACGUUCCGGCCAUUGAGGCCUAAACUCGAAGACCGUAGAGACUGUACACUCGUAGCAUGUAGAUUUCAAAAAUGCAAAGACAUUCGGCAA
Molecule: messenger RNA, 1081 nt
Organism: Vanrija pseudolonga
Lineage: Eukaryota; Fungi; Basidiomycota; Tremellomycetes; Trichosporonales; Trichosporonaceae
Product: Extracellular esterase EstB
Exons: 2
Coding region: 130-1014 (294 amino acids)
Biological process (GO): lipid catabolic process
Molecular function (GO): lipase activity
Source: RefSeq, a predicted model, not a curated record